CGCUGAAGUCUAGUGGUUUUAAAUUUUCCCCUUGGUGGAAUGCGGACUCUUACUGGCCUCUCAAAAUAGCGAGGAAGCGUUAUCCAAUUCCAAACCCACUAGUCUCUCCCCUCAACCACAUUCAAUCCGCCAUUCGCUUCCGUCUUCCGCCAUUCAGUACACCUUUUGGCGGCAGCAAUGGCUUCUUGUGCUCUGAGGCAACUCAUCUAUCCCACAACAACUUCCAACGUGAAACUCACUCCUCCCCUGCGGACUCAAUCCCCAUUAUCAAUCACCGUAACGAACAACAAACGGAGCUUUGGGGUAAGCCGAAUUCAUAGCCUCCACAACCGGACAGCCGUCGUCAAAUCCUCAAAGGGAAACGGCGGCAUCGUGGCUUCCGAUGACGAUGGAGAAGACGGGGUCUUGCUGGGUACCUUCAAACUGCCAGGGAACACCGAUCUCGACAGAUUUGAACUCUUGCUCUUCCAGUGGGGGAACAGUCUUUCUCAGGGUGCCAAUCUGCCAUUUCCCGUGCCACUCAAGGUAGACAAAGUAGCGGGAGGGGCAAGGUUGGGGUUCAUCACCAUUGAAGAUGGCGGGGAGACGGAUGUUGCAGUGUACAUAGACUGCCUGGUUUUCCCGGCGACGGAGAGUUCCGGCCCGAUUUUCAGAGCCAUAAGGAACGGGCGGCGGAAAAAUGAAACUCCACCCGGUGAGCCCAGAAUCAUGAGAAACCUCAUCGAGGCCCUCCAGAAAUCCAUCCAAAUUGCCCGACUCUAGAUCGAUAGAUACUUCCUCCUGUUUGGGCAAUUUCUGCAAAAUUUGGUUUCAGUUGGAUGAUGAAUUUUUUCAGCCUUGAUGAAUAGAUAUCUUAAUCCUAAUCAUCUCUUUAACAAGUACCUAGUUGUACUGGUUAAGAAAAUUAUGUAAAAUUCUGUUCAACUGAGCUCAAAAUAUUAAGAUCUCAUAUGUAUGAAUUUACACUUUCACCAAACUUCCUCGAAAGCAUCCUCCCUCUCUCGCCACAAUUGAGAGGGAAGGGAUGACAAUUUUGGCUAAAAUCUUAGGUAUUUACUUAAAAACCAAAUGUAACUCUUGCUUAGUUAGGUUGAUUGAGUUGGAUUUUUAAUAUAUGGAUUUGGGUUUUUAUCAUACUCAUUUUAAAGUUAUAGUUUAGCACACGAGCUUAAUGAAUUUCACUAUUUAAU
Linum trigynum is the source of this 1190-nucleotide messenger RNA. Lineage: Eukaryota; Viridiplantae; Streptophyta; Magnoliopsida; Malpighiales; Linaceae. The record is from the annotation of a GenBank genome assembly.